This is a messenger RNA of Suillus fuscotomentosus, 807 nucleotides long. RefSeq lists its product as uncharacterized. Lineage: Eukaryota; Fungi; Basidiomycota; Agaricomycetes; Boletales; Suillaceae. The record is from RefSeq and is a predicted model, not a curated record. The coding region runs from base 1 to 807 and encodes 268 amino acids. The transcript is spliced from 5 exons.
AUGAAGUCCGUGGAUUUGUACGACCCAUUCCAGAAGAAAAGAAGGAUGCGAUCAUCGGCGAUUGCUCAGCAUAAUAUACAUGUAUCUAGUGAGGAUGUAGUUCAUAGCAUCUUGGAGCCAAGGAGAGAGGAGCGCACUUACUACAACCCUUUCAUGGUGUGUUCAAGCAUGGGUGAAUAUCUAGAUGUCCCGUCAGCCCAUGACGGGUUGCAAGACAGUAAAAGAUUGAAGAUGGUGAACUCUGAGCCAGCAGAUGACGACCGGUCAUUGGACCUGGGAUUUCCUUUGUCAGAUUAUGACCGGAUGACUGACAACCACGACCAACAACAAUCAGACAUGUUGGAUAUGCAAUUUCCCACCUUGUCUGAUGAUGACCGGUCAAAUGGUGAGAUGUUGGAUUUGGGAUUUCCUCCACAGCCGGAUGAUGAAGAUGUGCUCGAUUUGGGCUUUGAUAUUGACCUCUACGGGGCUCUUGACAUGGGCUUCGACACAUAUCUGGCAGAUGAUUCGCUUGAUAAAGGGACUAAUAUUUCACCGGAAGAACACCCUUUAGAUAUGGGUUUCGAGAUGGAUCUGGUACGUGUUGAUCCGGAUCAGUCUUUCGCCGUCAGUCGACAGGAUCCAGUUGGAUAUGUAAUUCAACGGGCUGUAGGUGAUUUGCACGAGGCAAUGCACCGGUUGCAGAUGGACUGGGCUGGUAAUGCAAUGUCACCGGACGAAGCCUUUGCUAGAGAGCAAGUUCUUGACUGUACACAAGAGUUAUUGUUGGCAUGUCAACUGAUGUCGAUAUCUCGACUUUCAACGUGA